Messenger RNA from Filobasidium floriforme, 1775 nucleotides. RefSeq lists its product as uncharacterized. The transcript is spliced from 3 exons. The record is from RefSeq and is a predicted model, not a curated record. Bases 82 to 1380 code for a protein of 432 amino acids. Lineage: Eukaryota; Fungi; Basidiomycota; Tremellomycetes; Filobasidiales; Filobasidiaceae.
UUCCUUUAAGAGUCCUCUUGUUCCCCACUUGUUGCUAUCUGAACACCACUCGUGAGCAAGGCCUUUUAAGCGUUCGCCAUCAUGACGGACACAGCCGACCUUCCGAAAUGUGUACACGCAAACUCGAUGGAUCAAGAAACGUCACCCAGGCUUCCCACCGAGUUGUUCUGGCAAAUAAUGAGCUGGAGUGAGGCUAAAGAUCUCUGGCGAUACCUAUUCAUCAAUCGGGACUUUGAGGCGUACAUCUUCGCACAUCGGGACUACGAGUUUCGUUGUGACGUACCCCUUACCAAAGACUUAUUGGAGGAAUGGCACGUUGAUGCGAAGCGGUCGGACCUGCUCAAACGUAUCCAAACCCUCGCGAUACAGGCAAAGGAUCUGAAGAUCGAGUUCAGGUUGCUACCUUGCUACAUGCGCAUUCUGGAGAGUGUCAAGAUCAUGUUUCCGUUGCACGGAUUUCUUCUCACGAUGAAGCAUGUCCCCGGAAACUUUCGUUGGGGAUUCGAUGCCAGCAUCACCUUUGAACCGCACUUUACUACGCGUAUGGUAUCUGCCUGGUCAGGAGAUUACAGUUCGGACGAAUCCUCAAAUCAUCAGAAAUAUAGGUCGGCUAUGGAGAAUGAGCGGGAACUCUACCGUAUCGUCAAUUCGCGCAUAUUUCAAUGGCGAGGGAUCACCCGGACCAACACAGACAUUAACUGUAUUCGCGGUCUGGACAUCUUCCCGAGAUCUUCCCGCGGCUAUCCAGGCUUGACGGCAUUGGAUUCCGGAGCCGCAGACCUGGAGGGCACUAGUAGGAGUGAUAUCAGAAGAUUUGAUCGAGACGAUCUGUCCCAGAUCGAACGACUGGGCCUUAACAUCGGUUCUCGGUGUAGAUCGGAUACAGGAUACAACAAUCGCGGCUUCAAUACUUCGAAGACAGGAUUUCUUUCGCGUCUCCGGGUUACCUUUCCAAUGCUGGAGGAGCUUGAUCUGGCUCCAACGCUGAUCAGCUGGAAGAACACGACCUGGCUAUCCCGAUACGAUUCCUGGCCGAUCCUCGAGUUGGGACACCUGAAGGUGCUCAAGAUAGCCGUAGACUUUGCCGGCAUUGACGACUCAGCCAAUUGGACUGCCGAUUCUCGCCUAAAGCCCGAUGUCGAACAAAGCGAGGUCGGCGGACCGAAACACCUCUACAUCUACAUCGAUUUUCAACGACAUGCCAAAAUCAAGGACGGUGUUAUCCAAACCCCCGGCUGCGAUCCCGAACUGAUCGUCAGGUGGAUCAUGCAGGUCGUACCUCGGAACAGCUAUGUCGGCGUGCGCGACUUCAGGGGUCCAGAGAGCAAGUGGUUGUUACAGACGCGGGAGGCGUUGUACCAAGCCCGACGCAAGCGAUGAGAGUCAUACGCCGUAGGGUCAUAUGACGAGGGCAUAGGAGACGAGGCGGGAUGAAGUUUCCAAUCCGGGUACUUUGGGCUGUCACGCAUUUAUCCGGCCGAAUGGGGAAAGCGGGACAACAAGCCUGUCGGUCGGGAUCGUCGCGUUCCCGAACGACACAUUAAAGUAGCUUCGGAACUCAAUUUACGCACAACAUAAGCAGAGUAUGGAUCGUGUCUGUCAAGUUAUGCAAGUUAUAGAUAUUCGUGGUCGAGUGUUAACGCGCGCUUACUGUAGCAUGGCGGCGGUGGCUUGAGCUGCCUCCACGCUACAGUAACAAGCUCUGCUGUAACGAUUUACACGGUCGUAAAAUCACGUCGCAACAGGCCUCAAAGGGGAUGCAUAUACCUGGUCUU